Annulohypoxylon truncatum is the source of this 1554-nucleotide messenger RNA. Its product is annotated as ATP12-domain-containing protein. The record is from RefSeq and is a predicted model, not a curated record. Gene Ontology annotation, biological process: mitochondrial proton-transporting ATP synthase complex assembly. Lineage: Eukaryota; Fungi; Ascomycota; Sordariomycetes; Xylariales; Hypoxylaceae. The transcript has a single exon. Bases 33 to 1286 code for a protein of 417 amino acids. Gene Ontology annotation, cellular component: mitochondrion.
AACACGAUCUCCCUUCUUCAGCCGUAUUCACAAUGAAGCCGCCAAUGCGAAUAGCGUUGCGCUCGGCGAUUCGCCAGCAAAUCCAAUGCUCACACCCAAACGCAACAGCGACCCUACCCCUAAGAGCAGUAGUAACGCGACAACAGCGCAACAUCCACAGCACCACCCCCGCGCCCGCCACCGUCUCCCCAAUCCACGGCACCGGCCCACCCCCCGAGCCCCCCGUCCCCGCAGCCGACAGCGCAACCGAGCGACUCGAGCGGCGGAAACGGCAAGCGGAGAUCUUGGAACAGGCGCAGGCGAUCCGACAAUACAAGUCUUCCUCUUCCUCCUCUAAUAAGUCGGCGACGCCGGGCUCGAAGAAGGAAGCCAGGGACAACGCGCUGAGGAAGCGGUUCUGGAAGGACGUGCACGUGCGCGAGGUCGAUGGCGCGUGGGAGGUGCACUUGGACACGCGGCCGCUGAGGCGCCCUGAGACGAAGGAUGUUGUGAGGAUCCCGUUGAGUAAGCCGUUGUUGGCGGGUGCGCUGGCGGCGGAGUGGGAUAUGCUGCUUUCGCCGCAGCAGGCGACUAGGUCGCAUUUUAUCCCGCUUACGGGGUUGGUGUGUAGGGCGCUUGAUAUCGCGGAUGAUGACGCUGCUAGUUGCGCUAGCGCCGGCGGCGGUGGUGGGAGUGGGAGUGGGAGUGGGAGUGGUAAGGGUAUCAACGAACAGAAGCUGAGGGAAGGCAUCGUCAAGGUACUGCUCAAGUACCUCGACACGGACUCCCUGCUGUGCUGGGCGCCGCCGCCUCGGCACGAGGACGGGCCCGGGGAGAGUUUGAGAGAUAGGCAGAAGAAGGCGACCGAGGAGGUGGUCGGGUUCUUGACAAGUCGCGUCUGGCCCGGCGUGACCAUCGAGCCGGUGCUGGACGGCGAGAGUAUCAUGCCGAGGAGCCACCCGGAGAUCACGAGGCAGAUCAUCCAGGGGUGGAUCAUGGGAUUGAGUCCUUGGGAGCUGGCGGGGCUCGAGAGAGGUGCGCUCGCGGCUAAGUCGUUGCUGGGCUCCGUGAGGUUGCUCGUGGAGUGGAGCGAAGGGUUCGUAGGGGCCGGCGUGGGAGACGGCGCGAGUGCGGGGGAGGGGAAGAGGUUCGGCGUGGAAGAGGCGGCGAGGUUGGCGAGUAUCGAAGUCGAUUGGCAGACUGGGCGGUGGGGAGAGGUCGAGGAUACGCAUGAUGUCGAGAAGGAGGAUUUGAGGCGGCAGUUGGGGAGCGCGGUCUUGCUUGUUAGUGGGACUGGGGCAAAGUAGCUUGUGAUACCUACCUGCCCUUCUAGUGACAUAAAUAUGUGUAGAAAGUUAAGGAAAUAUGCUAGAAUGUAUAUUACUACUCCUGUCUGUCAGUCUCCUGGCGGUUCGACGUCAAAGGUUAUUUUCCGAUGGGGUCUGCAGUCAGGAAGUACAUAGUUUAAGGAUAUGGAUACUACUCGGCAUGAUCCAUUGUACGUGGACUCACGCUUACAUGCCCUUCUCCUAGGGUAUUAUAUACACACAAUAUAGGUCAAAUUAACUCACUUAA